Rhodamnia argentea is the source of this 333-nucleotide messenger RNA. Its product is annotated as probable E3 ubiquitin-protein ligase RHC1A. The record is from RefSeq and is a predicted model, not a curated record. Bases 1 to 333 code for a protein of 110 amino acids. NCBI's taxonomy places the organism in Eukaryota, Viridiplantae, Streptophyta, Magnoliopsida, Myrtales, Myrtaceae. The transcript has a single exon.
AUGGCCGCGAUCUCAUCGGAAGCCGCCUCCAUGUCGAAGUACCCACCGCUACCGAUCGACCUCGGGUUCGACCUCGAUGAGGUCUUGAUCGACCUAGAGUCCUGUUCUGUCCUCCAACGCAAGAUGGACGAGUCUGAGUCGUCGCUCUCGGCCAUGCCAACAGUGGCCUCCGUGACCGGAGCUUGCCCGAUUUGCAUGGAGGCCUUCCGCGGCGACAACAGGCGAGCCUCCUGCGGCCACGUCUACCACGAGCCCUGCAUCGCCACGUGGCUCUCGCUCGGUGGCUCCUGCCCCUUGUGCCGCUGCGACAUCAUCUCCGCCUCCCAACCCUAA